This is a messenger RNA of Acanthosepion pharaonis, 519 nucleotides long. The record is from the annotation of a GenBank genome assembly. Lineage: Eukaryota; Metazoa; Mollusca; Cephalopoda; Sepiida; Sepiidae.
AUGCCUGUUAGUACAACCGCCUUCUAUUGUAGCAUCUGUAAUGACUACCUGUUGUUUUCUCUCUCCUCUCUAGUUUUCUCUCUCCUCUCUAGUUUUCUCUCUAGUUUUCUCUCUAGUUUUCUCUCUAUUUUCUCUCUAGUUUUCUCUCUCCUCUCUAGUUUUCUCUCUAGUUUUCUCUCUCCUCUCUUGUUUUCUCUCUCCUCUCUUGUUUUCUCUCUCCUCUCUAGUUUUCUCUCUCCUCUCUAUUUUCUCUCCUCUCUAGUUCUCUCCCCCGUUCUCUCUAGUUCUCGCUCUCGUUCUCACUCCGGUACUCGUUCUCGCUCUGGUACUCGUUCUCGUACUCGUUUUCGCUCUGGUACUCGCUCCGCUCUCGUUUUCGUUCCUCUCUCGUUUUUGCUCUCGUACUCGCUCCUCGUUUUUGCUUUCACUCCUCUCUCGCUCUCUCUCUCUCGUUCUCACUCUCGUUCUUUCUCCCUGCCACUCUUUCUUUCCAUUGUAGAAAUGUCCAUUCUACAGUGA